Molecule: messenger RNA, 564 nt
Organism: Parascedosporium putredinis
Lineage: Eukaryota; Fungi; Ascomycota; Sordariomycetes; Microascales; Microascaceae
Source: the annotation of a GenBank genome assembly
AUGGGCGCUAUGGGCCAGCUAACCCUCAGCGCUGGUGCUGGCUAUCUCCUCCAGCAGGAGCCGGACAUGACGUCGGACCCCAGCACCGGCGCCCCUGCCCCUGCCCACCACGCCUCCUCCCACAACCCCUUGCGUAAUUCCAACAUGGACAACGAUAGAUAUAGUUCGGUGUCGAACGGCGUCUCUGGUCGCCAGGGCGCGGGGCCCGCGGGCCGCCAGGCCCAGCUGGGUCUAUUCUCCCGCGCCUUUGAAAUGUUCACCUCCCCUCCUUCCUCGACGCCAUACCGCCCCAGCAAGACGCUGCAAGACGCCCACCAAGCGAGGCUCAUGGCCCUCCGAGACGCUAGGGUCCAGGAGCCCCAGCCCGGACCCGCCUUAGCCGCGUCUACCUCGACCACAAACGGUAGCAUACACAGCAAACCUCCACCACAGGGCGAGCCCUCUUCAUUUGAUAUUAUCGAGAAGCCAGAGGCGCCGGAGGAACCCGGCAGCGUGCCCCCUCCCGACGAGGUGGAGCAAGACGGACAAAUGGAGCGGCAUCGACGUCAUGAGCGAAGGGGUUGA